CUUAGCUAAAAACCGUAAAAUUAGUUGUGCUGUGUGUCUUGCGGAAAAGCCAUAGGGGCAGGAGCAGUGCACUGUACAUAACCACAGAAUUAUGUAAACAAGCCAGUCCGUGAACUUGCUGCAGUGUAUUCACAAAAUUCCUCUGUAUUUGUAAGGCUGCUGGCGAAACUACGUGAAGUAAAGUAUAAAAAAUAUAGAGGAUAAAGCUGCAGCAUGGGCGCUUCAGCAACGCCGGUCACCCUAUUCACACUUUUCUGGCUGAGUGUGGGCGGCGUGAUUCCGUGGUUUGUGCCGAAAGGAAACAACCGCGGGCUAAUCCAGACAAUGAUUGUCACUACAGCUGCCCUCUGCUAUACAUUCUGGCUGUGUGCAUAUAUGGCGCAGAUGAAUCCUCUGAUGGGACCCCUUCUGAGCAACAAAACUGUCAUCAUUAUGCGACAUGAAUGGAUGUAGAAAGCUAUAUGGGAAUCACUUACCUGCUGGCCUGAAUAUGUCUUCUGCUUCAUUCAUUCCCAGGAUUUAAGCUGCACCAUUAUUUAUUAUAUUAGAUGUUUAGGAUCAGUGCUUUAUGGGAAUGUAAAACUCCAACAGUUAUUAUUAUUAGAAUACCUAUGGGUACAAUGCAUCCUGCGUACCACAACUGUUCCAUUUUGUUUUUCUGUGCCAGUUCUCUUUUUCCAAAACAGCUUCCUAAGCUGCUUUACUCAUGGUUUCAGAAGUUAGUGCACAUCAGUGCUGUGUAGUGGAGAAAAAAAAUUUUGUUGCAUUUUUACACACUUCCUUUGCAAAAAAAUGUUACAGUGGAUAGUAUUCUGUGUACUCGACAGAUCGUGCCAUCUCCUACUGUGUUUAUUUAAUAUGUCUAUCUCUUAUUGCAUGGGAAGAGCCAAAAUUGGUAAUUUUGCUGAGUCCUCCUUAUGUACAUUAUUUCUCAGGUUUUCAAAGCUUGAUUUUGGCUCAUUACAUCACUAUAAUUGUAGAGAUUAUAGCUGUCAAUAGCUCCCAGCUGUCAAUCAGCAUUCAUGGACAAAUUAAAUAUAAACAAGUUCGGGCUAGCUAAAAUAUGCUUGUUAAUUUUUGUUUGCGGUUGUAUACUUAAUAAUGGCAUGAUUUCAACUAGCAUAUUUAGUGUGAGGUACAUGAUUUGCGGUACAUUUGUGCGCAUGUGAGAUACGUUUACCAACCAGCCCAAUCUCAAACCUACUUUAGUGUGAGGCCCAAACACUUUCUGGCUUGUCCAGGAUUGUGCUCUUGUGUUAUCGCUUACGAAAGGCGCUCUAGUUAGUAAUUUGUUGCUCAGGUUUCAUUUGUCCACGACUGUACAUGCAGUUCCCAGUGAUGAAAAAAAACGGUUUACAUGAUUUUCACCAGAUAAGUAUUGUUGCUGUCCAAACCUCACUGCUUGCGUCACACAUUGGUGCCUGCAUGCCAUACUUGGUUCCACUUUAGCUGAACAAAUUGAGACACAGUUCAUGUUCAGAGUGUCAACAAAUUGAGAUUCAUAGACCCUGUUUUGUUCCUUUUCCUGUUCUGUUGCUUUGUACCUGAUAUUCUCUAUUGUUGGUGUGUAGCAGUGUAUGUCAUGUGACCCCCCCCCCCCCUCUAUUCCGUUUUUCUUGCAUGCUCUCGUAUAGAGCUUGCACUUUCUGACCAACUUUAUGCCAUGAUUCUAGUCACAAUUAAUAAUAUAUUUAUUCCUUCAUGUCAUUAAAUUGACUUGUGUACCAAUAAAAUAAGCCUUAGGCUGCAAUUGAUGGCCUGCA
This is a messenger RNA of Rhipicephalus microplus (southern cattle tick), 1763 nucleotides long. Its product is annotated as V-type proton ATPase subunit e 2. The record is from RefSeq and is a predicted model, not a curated record. Gene Ontology annotation, biological process: proton transmembrane transport. Gene Ontology annotation, cellular component: proton-transporting V-type ATPase, V0 domain; plasma membrane proton-transporting V-type ATPase complex. NCBI's taxonomy places the organism in Eukaryota, Metazoa, Arthropoda, Arachnida, Ixodida, Ixodidae. Gene Ontology annotation, molecular function: proton-transporting ATPase activity, rotational mechanism.